AUGAAACGGUUGAAACGGUUCCUCGAGGACGUGAUGGGAUGGGGCGCUGCAAUCGUUAUCGGCGUCACCGCCGCGGCCGCCGAGGCCGUCGAAGAUUUGGCAGCAACCAAUAGAGUGUACGGCACGAUCUGGCGAAAAGACUUACGCAUCACGGGGGCACAGCUUCUCGGGUCUUGCUUCCAAGGGUAUGGGCUCUUUGGAUGCAGCAAUCGUAACUCCACGUCGGACCGAACGGGCGUGUCCAACCAGUUCCUUCCUUCUGCUUCCUACUGCCUCAACUGUUGCGGCAACCCCACGGCCACAGGGACCGACGAAACGUGGGACUUGGUGUGCCCCAUGACCGCACUCCAGCGAUCGAUUGUCAUCAACGACGUCGGCAAGCGGUUUGUAUUUGCAAGGCGCCAGACCGUCGCAGACGAGUUCCUGGUGUCCUGCGAGUGGCCCGUGCGAAAUCUGUCCCUUUUCCUUGCUGGCUACGUCGUCGACCUACGUGUGUCCAUGCACAGCGACAACCAAGGGUGGUCGUUCUGGGUCGGCGUCGAAAGCUGCACUGUCAGCGCCAUCGAGUCGAACGUGACACCCACAACGUUCCACGAGCGCAUUCGCAUGGUGUCCACAAGGCAGUCGUACUCCCCGUCGUCGUCGUGGUUCAUUUUGCUGGCUGGCACGUCGGUAGCUCUACUCGUCACGGCCUGGGUAGUCUAUCGCGGGUACGUCAAGGGCGAGCACUGCGUCAACUGCGCGUCCAAGUUUGUCUUGGUGAAUUCGCUCUGCGCGCUGUGCAUAGUAUGUGGAUGCCGCCUCCACGCUCCGCCGCCCAAGGUCUUUUGUGCAGAGACAUUUGAGGCCACCAAAGCCAUGAGCUAG
Messenger RNA from Aphanomyces invadans, 867 nucleotides. RefSeq lists its product as hypothetical. The record is from RefSeq and is a predicted model, not a curated record. The transcript has 6 exons. Bases 1 to 867 code for a protein of 288 amino acids. Lineage: Eukaryota; Oomycota; Saprolegniomycetes; Saprolegniales; Verrucalvaceae.